AUGGGCUCGCGUCGUGAGACCACAGGACUUGGUGGAUCAGCAGUAGCGGGGCAAGCAUCAGACCAGACUGAAAACAUGGUGUCUGUUAAGGACUGGAUCAUUAAGGUAACCUUCAAUGCAAAUGUGCAUGCCAGUCUCCAAUGGAACUUUAGACCUCAGCAAACAGAAAUAUAUGUGGUACCAGGAGAGACUGCACUAGCAUUUUAUAGAGCUAAGAAUCCUACCUACAAACCAAUAAUUGGAAUUUCUACAUACAACGUUGUACUUGAAGCUGGGCAGUAUUUCAAUAAAAUCCAUUGCUACUGUUUUGAAGAACAAAGGCUUAAUCCCCAAGGGGAAGUAGAUAUGCCAGUGUUUUUUUACAUUGAUCCAGAAUUUGCUGAAAACCCAAGAAUGGUGAAUGUAGAUAUCAUCACCCUUUCUUAUACUUUUUUUGAAGCAAAGGAAGGGCAAAAAUUGCCACUCCGAGGCUAUAGUUGAAGUAGCAACCAAG
Perognathus longimembris pacificus (Pacific pocket mouse) is the source of this 493-nucleotide messenger RNA. Its product is annotated as cytochrome c oxidase assembly protein COX11, mitochondrial-like. The record is from RefSeq and is a predicted model, not a curated record. Lineage: Eukaryota; Metazoa; Chordata; Mammalia; Rodentia; Heteromyidae. Gene Ontology annotation, molecular function: copper ion binding. Gene Ontology annotation, cellular component: mitochondrial inner membrane.